GAAGAGCCAAGGAAAAAAGCCACGUAAGAGAUAUACAAAAAGAGAGAAAGAAAAAAUCAAGAAAGUCGAAGCGCCUGAAGACGAUGAGAGUUGUACUGUUGACGACAACCUCCUCUUGGCCCAAAUGAACGAACAAAAAAAAGAAGAUGAAGAAAAAAGCGAAAGAGAAAAAAUGGAACUGUUUGAUGAAAAAAAAGAAAAGAAUUUGGAAGACAAAACCGAAAAUCUUUCGGAACGGAUCUCAGAAAAAAUGGACGAACGCCCCAACGAAAGUCCAAAGGAAACUACAAAACACACACGAAAACGAAAGUUGAGAAGUGCGACAGAACGAAAGCCAACACUCCGCCUUGCUUGUCUUGAGAAAGAGACAAAACAAAAAUCAACACGACAAAACUCAAGAGAGACAAAUUCACCGCAGCUUAUUCCCUCAAUCACUCAGACGGGCAUUGUCUCUCAAUCAAUCUCUCAGAUAAAGCCGGAACGGUCACUGUAUGAAGACCAUCUUUCUAUCAUUUCAAAAGCUGGCAUUUUAGAUUUAAAUGGUCAGGUCGACUUCUCAAACAUCGUUCUACACACAGAAAAACCGAAAACUGCCAAAGUGAAAGAAGACAAACUCAAGGACUUAAAGAAGAUGAAAAAGGAAGUCUCACUUGAUUCGUCGAUCAUUAGCAAAAUCACACAAUUCUGCACAAACGACCCACCAAACCAAGUCAAACCAACGCAAGUCAAAAAGACGGGGACUUCCUCUGAAAACGAAAAUGAAGAAAAGACAGAGCAAAUCAAAACAAUGCCAAAACUAAAGGAAAGUGACAACAAUAAACAGAUCAGCGGGCCGAUCCCUUCGAUCGACUUGGGCUCUAAAUGA
Molecule: messenger RNA, 865 nt
Organism: Entamoeba invadens IP1
Lineage: Eukaryota; Evosea; Mastigamoebida; Endamoebidae
Exons: 1
Source: RefSeq, a predicted model, not a curated record